AUGUCCUUCAAGGAGUUUGUGCAUGCGAAAGGCAUCGUGUGGAAGCAAAGGGCAGCACUGCGUUCCAUUGAUCAUGAUGGAGCUAUGAAGCGUGUAGUAAAUGUAAUAAAAGAUGGUAAUGAGUCCCUUUUAUUCGAUUGGAUGAAUACGUGUGAUGACAUCAACGUGAGAGAUUCAUGGGGCAAUGCGGCACUUCACUGGGCUGCAGCGCUUGGUAAACUAAAUGCCGUGACACAUCUUCUUCUUGCUCAAGCUGAUGUGAAUGUGGUUAACAUGAAUGGGGCGACUCCACUUCAUUGUGCGGCGAUUUGUGGGCACUCAAACAUCAUCCGGCAGCUUUUGCGGAGCGGAGCGGAUGUCAUGGCGACGAAUCACGAAGGCCAGACCAUGAUUGACUUGUUGCGAUAUAUGGGCUGGGACAACGCAUCUAUUCAGCAGGAGCACUCGAGGAACGUGUCCCCUCUCAGUCCAAGUGGUCUUGAAAACUUUGGAGAGGAACUUUCCUUUUCGGAUGGAGCUUCUUUGGGCUCUCUUAAAGCUUAUGCUCCGCCGGAUUCACCCUACGUUUAUGGAUUCAAUGUAGAGGUGAAGAACCAUCAUCACGAUCUGAGAACAAAGGAGAUUGGAGAACUUUCGUGUGUGGAAAAUGAUGCGAGUAACGAUGUUGCUGGGGAAGAGUUGGUUUGCAUGCAGUGGCAUGCUGAAAUGGAACAACUGUUUUCCCGUGAAUCGGCGGAAAGAAAUGAAUUGAUUAGUAAAUACGCCAAAUGGAUGCUGCAGGUAACGGACACAAUGAAAUCCGACCAUUCGGCCCCCACUGAAAGAGAGCGUAAAGAAGUUGGUGUUGUGCUUGAUGCCAAAUAUUCACCAAAAGGGUCGGAUCAAUUUCUGUUGCACCUGGCGGGUGAUGCCGAGAGUGAGGAGUUGCGGGUGAAGGCGGACGACGUUAAGGAUUCCCCGGUGGCGAAGGCGUACGUGGAACCCCUUGAAACUUCAACCAUCACUCCGAACAUUUCAAGCGAAAUCAUCGGUGGGGAUGUGCUUCUUGCCCGUGAACACUCGGAGGAUGCGGAACAGCCAGAACUUCCCAGUCUGCUGCGUAGAAUUCCCUGUGGGAAUUCACAAAUUUCGAAAAGUGCACCGGUUUCCAACGCUCCAAAGGCUUCAAUUGAACACCUGCCACCACUGCGGAAUUCGCCGUCGACGAAUUCUUCGCCGGCGCUAUUUGUGAAUGAGAAGAAGCCGGCGGAUUCAUUGAGCCUCCCGUCAUGCAAUUUAGUCACGGGGAUUUUGUCACAAAACGUCGCCCACAGGGAUACACCGCAUAACAGCAUUUUGACCAUAUCAACGCAUUCAGAUAAAAACAAGAUAAAAAGCUGCUCGAACAGUAGCCCUGCUAACCAUAUCCACUGUGGCGAGAAAGCACUGCCUCCUUUAAAGCUGAAUAAAGUGAAUUAUAACGCCGCUGCUUCUGUGAAAGAGGCGUCCAAGUUUCGUCAGGGUGGUGUGUUUUGUGGUGAGAAACGGAAUGCUAAUCGGGAAUAUUUAUCCGAAGAAGAAAAAAGAAUAUACGAGGAAUUUCUUCGAAGGUCUGCCCUGAGGUAUUUGGGUCGCAUAGUGGAACUGCGGAAGGCAUAA
Molecule: messenger RNA, 1638 nt
Organism: Trypanosoma cruzi
Lineage: Eukaryota; Euglenozoa; Kinetoplastea; Trypanosomatida; Trypanosomatidae
Exons: 1
Coding region: 1-1638 (545 amino acids)
Molecular function (GO): protein binding
Source: RefSeq, a predicted model, not a curated record